AUGGCGGAGGCAGAGCCGUCCUACAUCGACUACGAGGCCUUUCUCGACCCCGACUUCUCACCGGCAGGCUUCGCCAAUGCACUUGUACUCAGUACCAACAAUGCAACAGACACGCCCCUGGAUCUGUCAACGCCGCUCUCACGAGUACUGUUUGACCUUCAGGAGAUCGACACUCAUAUCCAUGCCCUGACUACAAAAUCCGCCCUACCGCUAUUAGCCCACACCCAAAAUCAAACCGGAGCGGCGGACAAUAUCCUGAAAGAGACAGGAACGCAGAUUGCCUCCGUGACACAGGGUUACGAGCGUUUGGAAAAGGAGGUGGUGCAAAAAUGGAAGGCCGCGGACGAAACCCGCAUCGCGGCCGAGAAGUCGUUGGCUACGGUUCGGCUGGCACGAGCUGUGUCGCGCUGUCUCGGGCUGGGCCGGCAGUUGGAGAGCCAAGUCGCAGAGAUUCUGGGACGUGGAAGCGUUGGACAGACCAACACGUCCGGCGCCGAGGGAGCAGCGUCAACAACUGGUAAAGAGAGCUUUCGGGCGUUGGAGCGUGCAGCCUACACGAUCCUGAGCCUGCGGCAGAUGUUCGCGGCCACCUCCGAAGAUGACGAGGGAUAUGGGCUGGACCGUGUGAAAGUUACUCGCACGUUGCGGAAUGAGUUUGUAAUCCCUGCCGAGAACAUGAUCAAGUCAAGGGCACAGCAGACCGUCAAUCAGUUCUCGAUAUCAAGUUUGAGGGUCACCUCAAAUGGCCAAUCGUCCGUGUCGAGCUACAAGCAAGUUCGCGACGCAAAGUCACGACUGGCUACCGCCGCUGCGACUCUGUAUCUCCUAUCACCUAUGCCGAAAGGGACCGUCUCUGCAUCAGACUAUAAGGCUGAGCUCCUCGUUUCGACCCUGCAGGGCUACAUGCAUACCGCCAUAAUGAGCUCCGUGAACACUCUUGCAAAGGCGCUAUCGCAGCUACCCACGAUGGACCGAGCGUUGGCAGAUGUUUCCGCCCGGUGCCAGGACGUUGUCGCUCUCGAGUCCAUUCUACGACACCUUCGUGCACCAUCACAUCCUCUCUUUGAUUCGAGCAGCACCACUGUCGACCAGCCUCCUUCUGAAUCCGAAACGGCAGCAGACCAGAGUAAGACUCAUAAUCUCUUGCAACCACUGCUUCGAAAUCUCGACACUUCUUCGUUGCCGUCGUACUACUGGCGGUCCCUCGCCUCUUCGUUGAGCGGACGUGUCCAGGAGAUUGUGAACCGCGGUGGCGUGUCUGCACGGACACUGCGGUCGAACCGGGACCGACUCAAGACGGAGAUCAAGGAGUGUGUGCUUCGGUCCUCCCAGGCAUCGGCCACUGGCGCGAUGGCCGAUAAGGGCCGAUCGGGGACCGACCCCGUGAGCGUGGGCAACUGGGAACGGGAGGCUGCGGUGAUGGUCAGCUCGGUUGUCGGACAUUUAGGGCGUUGA
This is a messenger RNA of Penicillium argentinense, 1455 nucleotides long. Its product is annotated as putative Golgi transport complex component Cog5. Lineage: Eukaryota; Fungi; Ascomycota; Eurotiomycetes; Eurotiales; Aspergillaceae. Bases 1 to 1455 code for a protein of 484 amino acids. Gene Ontology annotation, biological process: intra-Golgi vesicle-mediated transport. The transcript has a single exon. Gene Ontology annotation, cellular component: COG complex. The record is from RefSeq and is a predicted model, not a curated record.